Messenger RNA from Tripterygium wilfordii, 2493 nucleotides. RefSeq names its product phosphatidylinositol 4-kinase gamma 4-like. The record is from RefSeq and is a predicted model, not a curated record. The coding region runs from base 471 to 2252 and encodes 593 amino acids. The transcript has 2 exons. Lineage: Eukaryota; Viridiplantae; Streptophyta; Magnoliopsida; Celastrales; Celastraceae. Gene Ontology annotation, molecular function: protein binding.
UGUUAUCAUGACCUCCGAAAAAUAAAAAAACUUUCUUCGCUCCCAGAAACCCCAAAUAUGCGAAUUAGCUAUUCUUGGUGUCCAAUUUAAGCUCCGGUUCCUGCUUUUCUCUUUGGUUCUUCCAGUUUGGUAAGAAUCCUGUGUCCCUCUCCGUUUUUCUUUGUCUUGUUCUUAGCGAUCUCUAUGGAUUCAAUCAAUUUCUUGUCAAGAUUUCUAUCUGGGUUAUGAUUUCCGGAUUCGAUUUCUGGGGUUUUUGUGGGUUUCUGUAGAAAUUUCGAAAUUAGGGUUGUUUCGACCAUCUGGUUUAGUAAUUGGAUGGUCGUUAAUUGUACAAGGUAUGGAUAUAUUCUUGUGAUCGUUGCAGGUUUUUUUUUUUUUUUUUUCAUUUUCUUUUAAUUAGGGGUUUGAACAUUGUUUCAAUUUUAACCUGAAACCAAAAGGAAGGUUGAAAUUGAAAAUAAAUAGGAAGAAUGUCGUCUGCUGGUGUUGCAAUUGCUCCUGUUGUUAGUGACACCCUUUUGUCCCCGGAUUAUUGGAAUUCAUAUUCUGGGUCUUUCCCUGAUGAAUCUAUUUUGCUGUAUCUUUCCUUUUCGGGAUCUAUUAUGCCAAUGCGGGUUUUGGAGUCCGAUUCUAUUGAGUCUCUGAAACUGCAAAUUCAGAACUUUAAAGGGUUUGUGGUGAGGAACCAAAAGCUUAUUUGUGCGGGACGAGUAUUAGCCAGAAGUGACUCCCUUGUUCGCGAGUAUGGGGUCACCGAUGGGAAUGUCCUACAUUUGGUUCUUAAGCUCUCCGAUCUUUUGGUUAUUAAAGUUAAGACUACAUCUGGGAAAGAAUUUACAUUCCAUGUGGAGCGUGGUAGGGAUGUUGGUUAUGUUAAGCAGCAGAUCGCAGAGAAGGAAAAGGGAAUGGUUGAUCUUGAUGAGCAGGAAGUUGUUUGUGACGGAGAGCAGCUUGAGGACCAGAAGCUUAUCGAUGAUAUUGUGAAAGAGAAUGAUGCAGUGAUACAUUUGUUGGUAAGAAAAACUGUGAAAGUUCGGGCUAGGCCUGUUGAGAAGAAAGUUGAACUGUCUAUUGUGGCUCCCCAAUCAAAUAAAAGCAAAGACAACAGUGCUGAUGGAGAGAAGAGUAGUAGACAGUAUGAUGUUGGUGAAGGAAAUUGUAGGAGAGGAUAUGAAUUUGAUGGAGAGAUUGUGCCGAGAAAGCCGCCUGAUAGGGAUUUUAUGUUGGAGCCAAUCAUAAUCAAUCCCAAGAUCGAAUUGCCUUCAUUCAUUUGGGAUAUGAUUGAUGCUACCUCUGAUGGAUUAUACUGUGCGAACUCUCCAAUCAGGUCCAUGGAAGGUACAGGAGGAGCUUACUUCAUGCAGGAUUCAUUAGGUCAAAAGUUUGUUUCUGUUUUUAAGCCAAUCGACGAGGAACCCAAUGCCAUGAACAAUCCUCGUGGGUUGCCUUUAUCUCAAAGUAGCGAAGGGUUAAAGAAGGGCACAAGAGUGGGGGAAGGAGCUUUGAGGGAAGUUGCAGCUUAUGUUUUGGAUCAUCCAAGGAGUGGAUGCCGCUCAUUCUUUGGUGAGAAGGGUUUUGCUGGUGUCCCUCCCACUAUUAUGGUCGAGUGUUUGCAUAAAGGAUUCAACCAUCCAGGAGAUUUGAAAGUUAAGAUUGGGUCGUUGCAGAUGUUCAUGGAGAAUAGCGGGAGUUGUGAGGAUAUGGGUCCUGGUGCUUUCCCAGUGCAGGAAGUGCACAAGAUUUCUGUAUUGGAUAUAAGAUUGGCUAAUGCAGAUAGGCAUGCUGGGAAUAUUUUAUUGGGAAAAGACGAAGAUGGCAAUAUGAAGCUGAUUCCAAUUGAUCAUGGUUACUGCUUGCCUGAAAGUUUUGAAGACUGCACAUUUGAUUGGCUAUAUUGGCCUCAAGCUCGGCAACCUUACUCCGAUGAGAUCGUUGACUACAUUAAAUCAUUGGACGCCGAGGAAGAUAUUGCUCUGCUGAAGUUCCAUGGAUGGAACAUUCCCCUUGAAAGUGCCCGUACACUUCGAAUCUCCACCAUGCUGCUGAAGAAGGGGGCAAAAAGAGGGCUCACUCCAUUUGCCAUUGGAAGCAUAAUGUGCAGACAGAACGUGAACAAGGAAUCUGUGAUCGAGGAGAUUGUUCACGAAGCGCUAGAAUCAAUGCUUCCCGGCACAAGUGAAGCUUGUUUCCUGGAAACUGUAUCUCAAAUCAUGGAUCAUCACCUUGAUGAGAUUGGUGGAGGGUUAUCUUAACAGAAGUAUUGCAUAAAAGUUUGGUAUAUAGUUGUGCAUAUGUACAUGCACCAUCUUUAUUCCUCAGACUGUUUAUAUAAGGUUGGUUUGAAGACGAAAAUUUCCUUCAAUUCUUUCAAAAUCUCGUGUGUUUUUUUUAUGACAAUGGUUCCAUUGUUUUCUUAGUUGACAAUUGUGUCUGUUCUGGUUAGGACAAAAUGAAUAAAUAUGUGACUUGUGAAUCCCAGUUGCUGGGCCUGUU